This is a messenger RNA of Daldinia decipiens, 1527 nucleotides long. RefSeq lists its product as uncharacterized. Bases 509 to 928 code for a protein of 139 amino acids. The transcript is spliced from 2 exons. Lineage: Eukaryota; Fungi; Ascomycota; Sordariomycetes; Xylariales; Hypoxylaceae. The record is from RefSeq and is a predicted model, not a curated record.
UGCGGUCUCCUUUUCUGGCCGUCAACGUGGUCGCGAUCCCUCCGACCCCCCUUCGGCCUCUCUCUUUCGGUUAGCAUCAGUGCCCAAUGAGCAGGAACUGGUACUUUUCGUACCACCGGCCAAUUGGGCUCCGAGAGCAGGCUAAAGGGCGUGGCCAACAUGCCCAGUCUUUCUUCUCGUCUCGGGGUGAAGCAACGCAGACUUGCUCAACUAACUAGUUGUAACCAUGCAAUGCAAACGGAUGGGAAACUAGAUCACCCUGCAUAUCUAUGCGAUGCGAGUACAUCCGCUGUGGAGUAUCUGUGAACCCAUUUCCAGGCAGAGUCGGCAAUGGAGCCGUUCCAAUCACUUACCCUUGUCUGACCUUGAAAACUGAUGGCAUUGAAGGACAACUCAUAAUUAUGUCCAACCAAGAAUGGUGUGGAAAUCUAGACAACCAUUAAGGAUGAGUCGAUGAAGCCUCGUUUGGUACUUCUGGGAGACGGUGAGCAGAGAGACGUACAUUUGCAUGAGGGUUCGACAAAUCCGAGCGAUCCUAUAUAUACGAGCAAACGUAGUACCACAUAACCAAAGAGAAGUUUGGAUGGCGAAUCAGGUAAGAGCCUCAGCCAGGUAUCACAUACCCCUUCUCCUUUCGGUAGACCAUACCAAAGCCUUCAAGAACUAUUCUAUCGACAUCCUCCGGAUCGAACUGAGAUACAUCCCGCAACAUUUCCUUCUCUGGUUCUGGCCCCCAACCAAUGAGCUGGCACUGCAGGGCCUCGAGAGGCUGUUAACAAGCCAGGAACACAUGGAUGAUCCUCUCUCCCUCUGGCCCAAGCCUCUCGACGGUGGGUUCAGACGCAUACCACUACGUCCGGGGGGGGAGUCUUGUACUCCCCACGCCCCCCAGGGGGUGGCACACCUUUAUAGAGACAAAGGUGGGUAGCGGUGGUGGGAAAGUGUCUCCGAGGACGUGAGGUAUCAUUGGGUCAGAGGUGUGAGUAGGCUCUUCUGCUUACUCUGAACUAAGGGAAUGCGCAUAUCAUUUCUUGCACAUGAUUUCCACAUAGUGUGGCCGGAAUACCAUGGUCUUCGUAGAACUUUCCAUGGCGUCGAAUGUCUCAGAGGUCUUGAUUGGUCAGUUCGAAUUAAAACUCAACGUCGAAUAUCCCCCUAUUAGAAGAGAUGAUAUGCAUUGAUGCUGCGGCCGUCUAGCUAGAAGCGAUGGUUCUCUGACGGAUAGAUCAACGAUUACGUCUAAAUCUAUGUACGGAACGGGCCGUGGGGUACGAGACCAGGCGCCCAUAAUUUCCCGGAGAAAGGAUUUAUUCACAACACUACUUGGCCGCCUAAGGCGGCCUUGUUGACCCAGGGUUCGCGCUUUGCACGUAGCAUGUAAGUGAAUGCAAACAACGAUGGCAAUAGUCAAAAGAAUCACCUUAAUAUUACACCGAGAUUUGGAUUUCCAUAUUAUUAUCCCUUGCCGCCGGAAGAAACCUCCGUUUUUACUAGGACACGGGUCAACUCCAUUUAGCAGAAUAACAC